This is a messenger RNA of Solanum tuberosum (potato), 815 nucleotides long. RefSeq lists its product as uncharacterized. Gene Ontology annotation, molecular function: metal ion binding. The record is from RefSeq and is a predicted model, not a curated record. The transcript is spliced from 3 exons. NCBI's taxonomy places the organism in Eukaryota, Viridiplantae, Streptophyta, Magnoliopsida, Solanales, Solanaceae. The coding region runs from base 166 to 615 and encodes 149 amino acids.
UUAAUUUAUCUUCCCUACAAAAAUGGGUUGUGGAGUCCAGUCUCCCUUCUCCUUCUCAUCAUCAAUAACUUCAUUUUUUUCAUCCCAAUGAACUAUAUUUAUUGACUUUACCUUGUAUUAAUUAAUUCAUCUUUAUAUAGGAAAAUAUUAUUUGGCGUUGUAGAAAUGAGGAAGAUAAAUUUUGGUAAAGUUUUAGAUUGCUUUAGUACUCUUUCUUCUUCUGGAUCUUGUUUUUGCAUCAAUCAAGUUGGAGUUCAUGAUGAUGAUGAUGAUGGAUUUGAAAAGAAGCCAUUGAUGAAUAAUAAUUCAUUAAAUCAAGAUGAUGAACAUGAGUUGAUGAGAUUGAAGGAUGUUAUUAAUGUAGGACCUCCAACUCUAGCUUUCCAAUUGAAGCCUAAGAUUGUGGUGCUAAGAGUUUCCAUACAUUGCAAUGGUUGUGCAAGGAAAGUUGAAAAACACAUCUCCAAAAUGGAAGGGGUGGAUAUGUACCAAGUAGAUUUGGAGACCAAGAAGGUUGUUGUUAUUGGAGACAUAAUACCUUUUCAAGUGUUGGAAAGUGUUUCAAAAGUAGUCAAAAAUGUUGAACUUUCAAGUUGGAACACUCCUGAAUGUUGAAUUUUAUAUAAAAAUUAAAGAAGGAAAAAAAAAAUUAAAAAAAGAGCCAAAAAUAUUUAUGAUUGAAUAAAAAAAAAGGCUAUGCAAAUAUUGCAACUAUAUAAUAUUUACAUGUACUAUUCUGUAUAACCAGCAUUAAAAUGAAAAUGAAGCUUAUGUACAUUAUGUAAUUUUGUAUCAGAAAAGAAAAAUUGCAUCAA